Messenger RNA from Purpureocillium takamizusanense, 5456 nucleotides. RefSeq names its product SPT3 Dosage dependent suppressor of Ty-induced promoter mutations-like protein (gene SPT23). NCBI's taxonomy places the organism in Eukaryota, Fungi, Ascomycota, Sordariomycetes, Hypocreales, Ophiocordycipitaceae. The record is from RefSeq and is a predicted model, not a curated record. Gene Ontology annotation, molecular function: transmembrane transporter binding. Gene Ontology annotation, cellular component: membrane; axon initial segment; synapse. The coding region runs from base 580 to 4794 and encodes 1404 amino acids. The transcript has 3 exons. Gene Ontology annotation, biological process: neuronal action potential; negative regulation of delayed rectifier potassium channel activity.
CCGUUGUCUCGCUCAUCUCGUCGCAGAUUCUUCCCUCCCCCUCAACGCCUCAACGUCUCUUGUUGCCGCACCACCGAGCAAACCCACGAUCCACGGCCACGACGGCAGCGGGCCUUUGAGUGGCAUCGUCACCCAUCGCCGGCAUUUCGAUCCUACAGCCAUCGGGCGCCCGGCCCUCGAUUUUGACCUCCGCGUCAAUUGAACGCCUUCCGCGCGGCGCGUGCUCUGCCCCCAACCUUAAUCUUGCUUUUUUGCCUCGACCUCACCUCUCGCGUACCGCCGUGUCGCCAAGGCGCGCUCACCGUUACCGCCUCUCCCCGCCUUGUCUUUGCCGUGGCCCGCGAGGGAGGAGAUGGCUUUGGAGCCUCGAGGCGUCUGAGUCGAGAUACAACUGCAACCCCUCGGCGGGUUGGACCCCUGAUCUGUACGCCUCGUGCGUUCCCUCCUCAACGGACCCUCCGCAACAACCCUCGUCUCGGUACCCGCCCUCCAUCACGCACGCCGGCUUCCCAUCGGCGCCUCGCUCGUGCGAGACCCCCGUGAGGUGGACGACGCGCACAGCCCUGUCUGCUGGUGGUCAUGUCAUCUGCGGCAGGUAAAGCCACCGGGGACCCUGUUAUCGCGGGAGCGGGAAUGCCCAGUGGCGACUAUCACGACUACGACGAUGAGUUCGGCGCCUCGAACCCCUUCGAUUUUUCCAACAGCCCAGACACCCUGCAGAGUCUGGAGACGAUAGGGACCAACGAGAGCAAGAACUUUCUCAACCCCCAGGAGUUGACGGCCUCCGCACCCGAGGCCCUCCCCGACUCCCCUAACGAGUUGUACCACGACUCUUCAUCCGAAUCGGCUUCCUCCACGAAGAGGGCCGGCAGCUCUGCAUCCACCAAGACGCCGGCGACGACCGCCGACACGGCGAUGGAGGAUGGCAAGGACGUCAAGAUGGAGUGGACCAACGCCGACUACAGCGCGUUUGACGAUGAGGACAACUCCUUCGCCUUUGGCCGCGAGGAAGAUGCCUCCGUCAUGAUGGACGCCAUGUACGGCUUCGGCGAACACGACGAUACCUUCAUGGAUCGCUCGUUCGAUUUUGAAGGCGCCUCGAGCAGCCCCGAAGCCGCGGCCGGUUCCCAGAUAAAUAUGCCAUCACCGGGUAUGCCCACCAUCAAGACUACCAGCCCCAAGAAAACUGCUCAGCCAAAUCGGGCGAAGUCGGCGAAUCACAAGAAACAGGUCUCACAAUAUUCGAUGGCCUCGUCCGUCAAUGGAGCCAAGACAGCCGCCUCGAGGGAAGUCUCUCCCAUGUCGGCCAUGGUGACCAGCCACAAUUCUUCCCCCGCAAAUACAUUCUUCAACUCCCCGUCUCCCGGUGCGGGCCAAGACUUCAAUAGGGCCAUGGGCGGUAACGCCGUGUGGCCGAACCGAAUGGACAUGGCCGGGCACGCGAACGGGCGGCCCGUCUCCAUUCCGUUUGGAGCGCCCGCGCCGAUGCCACAACAGCAGGCUGCCAUGUACAACGCGGCGCCUUUUAACUUCACCGGAGGCUACGAGUUGAGAAUCAUGCCGACGCCGCUCAAAUCACGAGUCGAGACUCAGAUCCCCAUCAAGAUGACACUCUCGCCAUUGCCUCCCGGAGUCACGAAGCUGCACCUCCCGGCUCACACGAUAUCUAAGCCGAAGCUUCUGACAAAGCCGCCUCCCGAGAGGUCCCCCGACACGCUGGAACUGCACGUCACUCUGGUCUGCACGAGCGCCAUGGAGCAGUCGGGAAUGAAGCAAAAGGCAUUGGACAGAGCCAGCAAGUUGCCGCAGCGUCAUUUGCCCGACCUGGACGACGAAAACUCGCCACAAAAUGGCGGUGACGUUCGCAUCUGCCAGGGUUGCAUCACCAGAGAACGGAAGAGAGCGGCACGAAAGAAGAUCAAGAAGCCAGACGAAGAGAAGCUCUGGAGCCUUGACGAGGAACGCCGCGUCAUCGUCUUCAACACGCAGGAGGUGAAGGAGUGGCAGCCUCUGAGCGGCGUCAUGGACCCUAACGGGCGGCCAGAGACGGUGGUAUCUAAUCGCGCUAUGCAGAUUGACGCGCCGAUGCGUAUCGCGUGCUACUGUCGACACCAUAACGAGAAGAUGGGUUUCAACGUCAUCUUCACCAUUAAAGACUUCCAGGACCGGGUCAUCGCGCAGGCAAUGUCUAACCCAAUCAUGAUCACCGAUGACCACAAGACACAUCCCAUGACGCAAGCUUCCUCGCAGCCCAUGUCUGAGGCCGUCACAUCUUCGACGGCAGCUCAAGACCCCGCCGCCACCAGCCUCGGGCCGCCUUCGCAAAAUGGCGGUCAUCACAUGUCACCAUCCGCCAGCGACCACCAUGCGGCCCAGCGCAACGGCCAAUCUCCGUCAUAUGCAGCUUCAGCCUCGGGCAAGACAACGCCAACUAUGAGCAUCGCGACGGCGCCGACCCGAACCAUGUCACGGCCGCCGUCUCCAAGUCAGGGCGGGCCGUUGGCAAAGAAGAGGAAGUCUAGCGGAAGCGGAACGCGAGUACCUAACGGAUUGACGAUGACAAGACUGGAGACGUCCCCGCCCCCCGGCUCUCAGACUGCCAGCGCCCAGCUGUCGACGGCCACGUCUCCCUUCUCCCCGAACCCGGCUGCCUUCCCGCAAAUGGAGCAGAUGUUCGGCCAGCAGCCAUUUGCCAAUGGGCCGCCCACACCCGGCAGCGGCGACCAGGUCCCGUUCUUUGCCAACAAUAGGUCGGCUAGCAUGGAUAACCUGGCCAUGGCCCAGCUGUACUCUGCGCCGACGUCAAGUCACCCCAGCCGGGCCCCAAGCCCCAACGGCCUGCGUAAUGGCGUUGCUAUCCCCCAGAACCAGUUUGCACAAUCGCUGAGCAGCAGCCUCUUCGCUCUACCGAUGGGGGUCCACCAGAACCGGCCUCCUCCUAUGAUUCACAAGAUCAUCCCGAACGAGGGCCCUAAGAUGGGCGGUAUCGAAGUCACCGUGCUGGGACAAGGUUUCUUCCAAGGGUUGGAAGUCUGGUUUGGUGACCAGAAGGCCACCACGACGACUUACUGGGGUGAUUCGUCUCUCGUAUGUCUGCUGCCCCCCUCCCCUGUGGCUGGGGCAGUGGCGGUCACUUUCAAGCACCAAGGCGUUCCAGGUGCCCAGAGCUUUACUAUGGGCAAGGAGCCGCCCAUCUUCAAAUACAUCGACGACAACGAGGACAAGCUCAUCAGAACGGCGCUGUCUGUGUUGGGUCACAAGAUGUCUGGCCAGAUGGUCGAUGUCAGCGAUUUGGCACGACGAAUUCUCAACGACGGCAGCUCGACGUGGGGUGCCGGGCCUUCGGGCGGACAGUCGAGUGGCGGACCCGGCUUCAACCACGCAGCCUCCCACGAACACCUCGAGUCACAGCUCCUCAAGGUUCUCGACCUGAUCGAUCUCGACGACAGCACUCACAAGACCCGCCUGGACUUGAAGCGACCAACUGGGCACACGAUGCUGCAUCUGGCAUGCUCGCUCGGCUACCACCGAUUCGUCGCGGCGCUUCUCGCUAGGGGGGCGAACCCUGACGCUCGGGACAAGGGCGGCUUCACGCCGCUACACGUAGCUGCGAUCAACAACCACCCCGAGAUUGUCAGGCGCUUGAUGCUUGUUGGGGCCGACCCGACCAUGAGGAGUCUGUCCAGCCUCACGGCUGCCGACGUCGCGCAGUCACGACAGGUGCUGCGCGCCAUUCGCCAGUCCGAGCGCCACGCUCGGUCGUUCAGCGGUGGCUCUCUGCACAGCCGAACGAGCAGCGCCACAUCGUUGCGUUCACUCUGGGAGCCGAUGACCAGAGCUCACACACACGAGGAGCCAAUCGCUGUCGACGACGGCGAGGAGAGUCCCGAGUACACCUCUGGGGACUUUGAAGACGAGGACCCUGACGAGGAUAUGUACCUCCACAUGCGGCGACAGAGCCGGGCGAGAGGUGAUCUGGACAGUACUGACCAUCUUGGAGACGACUCGGACGAGGAAGUCCGUGGGCCUGGGUCGCCGACGACACAGUUCGCGGCCCUGAAAGACCAAUUGCAACAGCAAUUCCACCAGCUUCAGCAGUCGAUGGCACUGCAUCUCCAGAGCCUUCCACAGAUGCCGCAGAUUCCAACCUUCCCCGGCAUGCCGUUGCUGCCCGACUAUCAAGCGUACCUCCAGCAGGCUCCGUUCAUGCGUCGCAUGCAGCAGCUAAUGCCGGGUGGAUCCGGUGGCCGUCCAGGCUCGCAGGACGCCGGAAAUCCCAAGAUGGACAGCCGCUGGUGGGACCUCAGCUCUUACAUGCAGAAUGGCGCCCAAGCGCCCCCCGCAUACGAGGACAUUUUUGGGCGGCAGGAUGCCGACACGAAGCAGGAGUCGGCGAUUCGCGCGGCCGCCGAUGCAGAGGCAGACAUCAAGUGCACAACCUUGUACGAUCAGCCACCUACAUCUACCUCUGCGGCGACCGAGGCAAAGACGAUCACACGGGCAACGUCACCCGGGGUGUUGAAGAUUGGACGCAAGAACGCCAUCACCAAAGAGCAACAAGAACAGUUCCUUGCGGCACACGAAAAGAAGCUGAAGAAUCUCAGCAGUGACCGGAACUUGUUCUUUAUCUGGAUACCUCUCCUCUUGGUCAUGGUUUGCGCCAUGCUUUACAGCUACUUCCCCUCGCUUUUCCCUUUCCUGUGGUCGUCUGCGCGUGCAUUGGUCCAGGUCGGGCAAACGCAGGUCGCACGCCUGAUCCCGCAAGGGACGGGAGCGCCACCCGUUGAGGUAUAACGCAUCAUGACGACGGCUUUGUUUUAUUCGCUUCUAGAGUACGGCGCUUCAGAGAUUUGCGGUACAGGUGUUGUCAACCAUUUAUCAUUCUCGGACACCAGUUUAGGGACCUGCACAUUUGUUGCUAGAGCGGCCCUCAUCACCAUCGUUUCAGGUUAUGGAACAGCAAGGCAUUACAAUGGGGGGCAUGGAACGUGAUUCGCACUUGUCUGGGCUCGCUCUACAGAUGAGGGCUGGAGUGUCAGAGACAGGCACUGGCGGAAUUUGAAAGAUGUUCGCAGGUGGGCCACUUUCGUGGGCCGGCUAAUGGCGGAGUGGUGGAAUUGUCUGUCAGUGUGAAGGACUCUGCCACGGGGCUGCGCUCCUUGGACGGGGCAGGGAGGCAAGGAAGGGUACGCACGAGUGUCUGGGUGGUGGUAUCAUGUGCGGAAGGGACGGACGGCUCUGGGUAUAGCAAGGGCUUGUAUAUGUUACAAGAUGUAGGACAUUCUAGCGCGCGCGGCUACACGCAGCGCUGUCAAAUGCGAGGACCAUUAGACUAGGCAUUGCUGCCGCAUCAUCGUUGGGCUGGCAUUUGUGGCGUCGUGUGCGUUGAUCAUUUACCGGUAUGUAUGUAUGUAUAGUAGUAUACUCGGCCACGAGGCCACUGCCGUCCUCUUCAA